AUGUCAGGUAUUCCGGUGGUCACCGACGAGGACGGCGUCCAAAGUCUAGCCGGGCCAAUCUUUGAGUUUGAUUACAUUAAUGUCAACAAGAACGAGACGAGGUUCCUGAUCUUGCUGCCUUGCGGUGGAGAUAAAGGAGCCCCAGAAAACCAUGUCAGGUGUUCACUUGAGGUCCAACCACUGACCGAGGCCGAUCCUUUUGUCGCAGUCAAAAAUGGUCGUGGCUAUAGGUUGAUGCAGUUGCCCAUCGAAAUCAAUGGGAAAUAUCUACUCGUCUCCAUCGCUCUCGAAAGGUUCCUCAGGCAUUACAGGAAAUCCGACGUUCCUGUCCGCCUUUGGCUACGCUAUUUGUGUGUCAACGAUAAAGACGCUGCAGAAAUGUCUUCUCAGUGGACCCGACCAUGGGUUGACAAGAUGUAUGAGCUGGCUGAAUCCAUCGUUGACAUGCAGCCGUUCUUACGCGACCUUCAGGAUCGAGGUGUGUUCGAACAUGCAGUUGACGCGAGGUAUAUGGACUGGACCAAAGAAUGGGAAGAACCGCCAGAAUCCGGGCCAUUGCCCAAGAUAUUCCCUGUCCGGUUAGGAGCAAAACCUGCUCCUGAAAAUCCCACAGCGAAUUACGAGUACGUGCCGUUGGACACAGUCGCAGACGAGACUCGCAUUGCCGUGAUCUCAAAUAACCCAGAUCGGGAGGCGCCUCUGUCAAUUUAUCUGGCCCACUGCCCCGUCGUCUGUGAGGUUGCAUAUCAUGCGUUAUCCCACACAUGGGGCUUGGAUCAUGAGAGCUGCGACAUCAUCGUGACGGGUCAGAAGUGGCAGAUGCGCAGAAAUCUUGAGGUUGUGCUUCGUUACCUGCGUUCCCCAACGCAUGGAUUCGCCAUCUGGGUGGACACCCUUUGUAUCGACCAGUCCGACCUUUCGGAACGCAAUCAUCAGAUCGACCGCAUUGCUCGCAUAUUCGACCGGGCUGCCUGUGUUAUCUGUUAUGUCGGUGAUUCUGACCAGUACAGUGACCUUGCCUUGGAUUUCGUCAAGCAUUUACACUCUCUCCCAGUGGUGCCAUGUGAUGAGAACGGGAAUUGGAAGGUCGGGCAGCCUGAACGUAUCAGUGUCUCAAAACUCCCAGAAUACUGUGCCGCACUAUAUCUAUUCCUCAAACGACCGUACUUCCGCCGUGCGUGGAUCAUUCAGGAAAUUGCCCUGGCUUCCAGUCCAGUCAUCGUUUGCGGAGACAGACAUGAUGUUUCCCUCCGCCUGCUCGACCAAGCCACGCACAAUCUAUUCUAUAUGAUCUCCCAAGACGCGGAACUUUGCGAGAACAUGAUGAAGUCCGCACCCGAGAUUGGCGAAGUCGACAUUGACGAAUUAUACUUCGUGCGCAAACUGUUCUACUUCCGACAUCUACACACUGGAGGUGCCUUGUAUGGAUGGAAAAGAGCUGAAGUUAGCGCGACCUCGCCCGGUUACCUGGAGACUCUGAUCCUUGCCAGGAAUUUCCAAGCCACCAUCCCACACGACAAGAUUUUCGCCCUAUGGAAUGUGGCCAAUGACAAAAAGGGACUGGAGUUCGCAAUGGAUUAUUCCGUUCCCUUUGAUCAGACUUGUAUGAACUUCGUCAAGGCGUGGUGUGCGCAAACUGGUUCCUUGGACAUCAUCGGUGCGGCGGAAUUCGCACGUCCCAGUGAUACCAAUCUCAACAACUUCUACGCCACCGCCUCAUCCUGGUGCCCCGACUGGAGCGUAUCAUCUCAGGCCAGCUCUUUUAUUCGCCGAGAAACCUUCCGCAUGGAAUCCAUGGAUUGGAUGGACGACAUCGACGGCACGAUCUACUGGGCCGACGGUGGCGUACAUCAAGAGCCAGGCACCGACAAAUUCUUUACCUUCGAAGGCAGAACAUUAUAUUGCACAGGCUUAAUUCUAGACCACGUGAUGGCAUCUCUACCGAGGAACCCAAAUGACUCUUCUGUGGCCGCAAAAGUCGGCGGUCUCCUCGGCGCAAACAAGCACUUUGAAGCCGAGGGCAAGAAAACGCCCUACGAAGAUGCCGAGCAAGCAGUCAUGGCAAUGAUGCACGGCGACGUUGUCGCUGCAUGGCCACGCCGUGAAGAUAACAUGGAGAAUGCCGACGAGGAUCUCCCAAUGGAAUCGUACGUGUGCACCCCUCGGCGGCCAAGAGCGUGCCAGGAGCGUUUGCCCUCUGAGUCGCGCCACGUCCCGUAUUACGCGGGCGGCUACAGACGCUCCGAAGCAUACCACGUGGCGCGCACGAUCCUGCGUGGGAGAAUCCCCUUCAUCACCGCAAAGUACUAUCUCGGCCUCAUGCCGGAAUACGCUGUCGCGGCUGAUGGGGAGACACGGACCUUGGUCGUCGCGAUCCUGGCGACGUGCUCGGUGCCGGUGUUAUUAGAGGAACACCCAAAGGUUCCUGGGGCGUAUAGGCUUGUCGGGACGUGUUUCGUGCAAGGUUGGAUGGAGGGCGAAGUCUUGUGCGAGGAGAUGGGUUGCGAUGACCCUGCGGAGUUUUGGAAUGCGUUGGAAGGGAGUGAGAGGUUAAGGAUCUUGUGA
Molecule: messenger RNA, 2565 nt
Organism: Exophiala bonariae
Lineage: Eukaryota; Fungi; Ascomycota; Eurotiomycetes; Chaetothyriales; Herpotrichiellaceae
Exons: 1
Coding region: 1-2565 (854 amino acids)
Source: RefSeq, a predicted model, not a curated record